Messenger RNA from Durusdinium trenchii, 960 nucleotides. The record is from the annotation of a GenBank genome assembly. NCBI's taxonomy places the organism in Eukaryota, Dinophyceae, Suessiales, Symbiodiniaceae.
AGAUCAAGCCAGAUGAAUCCGCCGGAGAUUUCUCGCCGGAUACGGCGGUGAAGUGUCAUCUUCGUGGUUUUCGAACUUGAGGCGACAUGUCGCUUCUCCAUAUUAUGUCGAGAUGUCGGGUUCCCUGCCUCGUGGUCCUGUGGCUUUGCCACGGCACCGAGCUUCGCGUUGAGGCGGUGUCGCAGCACGGGGCGACGCAGCGGGUGGCGAUCGCGGCGACGGGGCACCUCGAGGACGCCGCCUCGACGGCGAAGGCGACGGAAGCGGUGAUGCGACGCGAAGAAGCACGGAGCACGGAAUGCUUCCGGGAUGAUGACUGGACCAGCAACGGUUGUCCAGUCUAUGAUCAGACCAAAUGCUCAAGCUACAGCGAGAAGGAAUGCAGCACUAGUUGUGAGGAGCACAAAGUUUGUUUGAGGCUCUAUAUGAGUCCUUUGAGCUACACGUGCUGCGACGAUGGAGACAUCCAUCAUCUCUUUCACCGCGUACCUCCACCUCCACCGCCCAGGACUGAAGAGGCUCCAGCUCCAGCUCCUGCAGCAGAGACGAACCAGCCUAGCGACGAUCCAGUGAACAUGGUGCUGCCCUUUUCAGGUGAGGAGACGGACGCGCAGUUUCUGGCCAUUUCGCGCUGAUGCUGGCAUUACCCGCCUUUGGAUGGCCUUGCGAAGGCGCAGUACUUUGGACAUUGUGGUGGUCUUCACCAUGCCCUGAUUUCAUGUCAGGUGUUCGAUGGCAAGAGUAUGACAUCCGACACCGUUGCUGGAGUGUCGUGACACGCACCUUACCUUGCAGCCGCGUUGCGAGGCAUGGCGCGGGCUGCUGGCAUCCCCUGAAGGCAGCAGGGUGAUGCUUUGGCCCAGCUGGCCGGCUGAAACGACCGCAAGCGGCUGUGAGUGGUAGUGGGAUGAACGCAGCUAAGACCUUUUGGGGAUCUUUAGGAAGAGGAGCUGAAUGGGA